This is a messenger RNA of Impatiens glandulifera, 1562 nucleotides long. Its product is annotated as autophagy-related protein 18a-like. Gene Ontology annotation, cellular component: cytosol; extrinsic component of membrane; phagophore assembly site membrane. Gene Ontology annotation, biological process: nucleophagy; protein localization to phagophore assembly site; protein lipidation. NCBI's taxonomy places the organism in Eukaryota, Viridiplantae, Streptophyta, Magnoliopsida, Ericales, Balsaminaceae. The coding region runs from base 41 to 1324 and encodes 427 amino acids. The record is from RefSeq and is a predicted model, not a curated record. The transcript has 4 exons. Gene Ontology annotation, molecular function: phosphatidylinositol-3-phosphate binding; phosphatidylinositol-3,5-bisphosphate binding; protein binding.
CUUUCUUCUUUCCUUCCUUCUUGCUAAAGGAAUACAUACCAUGGCUACUGUCUCUACCCUGUCCUCUCCACGGAGCGAGCACCCCGAAUCCGAUCUUUCUCCAAACCAUUCCAAUCUCUCUCCGGCGAUGAUGCAACCGGAACCUACCGCCGCCGUCCAGGAGGAUGGGAACGAGGCGCCCUCACAGGACCCUUAUCCUCAAGCUACUCCCGUUCUAUGUUCAAGCCCUACUCACGAUCUCCAAGAUCGGUCUUGCCUUCCUUCUCUCUCGCUUCUUCACGUCUCUUUCAAUCAAGAUCACGGUUGUUUCGCCACCGGCACCGAUCGAGGAUUCAGGAUUUACAAUUGCGAUCCCUUACGUGAGAUAUUCCGUAGAGAUUUUGACCAUGGAGGCGGUGUCGGUACAGUGGAGAUGCUUUUUCGCUGCAAUAUACUCGCAUUGGUCGGUGGAGGGCCGGAUCCGCGCUAUCCGUUGAAUAAGGUUAUGAUUUGGGAUGAUCAUCAGAGUCGGUGCAUCGGGGAGUUGUCAUUCCGGUCGGAGGUUCGAGGAGUUCGGCUUAGGAGGGAUCGGAUUAUGGUUGUUCUUGAGCAGAAAAUCUUUGUAUACAAUUUUGCCGACUUGAGAAUGUUGCAUCAAAUUGAGACGACUGUGAAUCCUAAAGGUCUAUGCUCGGUAUCUCAAGCUGCCGGAACCUUUGUGCUGGUUUGCCCGGGUUUACAGAAGGGGCAAGUGAGAGUUGAGCAUUAUACCUCCAGGCGGACAAGGUUCAUUAUGGCUCAUGAUUCAAGAAUUGCUUGUUUUGCUCUGACUCAGGAUGGAAGCAUGCUUGCCACAGCUAGCACAAAGGGAACUCUUGUGAGGAUUUUCAAUACGUCCGAUGGAUCAUUGUUGCAAGAGGUUAGACGCGGUGCAGAUAGAGCAGAAAUAUAUAGUCUUGCAUUUUCUUCAACUGCUCAAUGGCUGGCUGUAUCAAGCGAUAAAGGCACUGUCCAUGUUUUCAACCUUAAAAUUGAUAUGGGAAACUUAAGAACUGAAAGGCCUCAAGGAGUGUCUGACACUGUUCAGACUGUUUCAUCACCCAUUUCAUCACUUUCUUUCAUUAAGGGUGUAUUGCCCAAGUAUUUCAGCUCUGAAUGGUCUGUUGCUCAGUUUCGCUUACCUGAAGGUUCUCAAUAUAUUGUUGCUUUUGGUCACCAAAGAAACACUGUUGUAAUUCUGGGCCUGGACGGAAGCUUCUACCGGUGCCAGUACGAUCCAACAAAUGGGGGAGAGAUGACUCAGUUGGAAUAUCACAACUUCCUCAAACCCGACGAAGCCUUCUAGCGCGGUGCUUGCUUCUCUGAUGAUGAUACUUAUGUUGUUAUUGUCAAUGUUCUUUCUUAAUGAAAUGUUGUAAAUAUUUGACCAUAGUGUUGGCCAAAUCAAUGAUUUACUACUCUGCUUCCUUCCGCUCAUGUUUAAUAAUAACAUUAUGAAGCAACACGGGGACAACUACUCUAAAUACUCUAUGGAAUAUUGAUGAUGAUGUGAAUACAUAAACCAAACCUUUAAUGAUUUCUUU